CUUGCCCAGUGAGCUACUGUGCACACUGGUAGAAGGACUCGGAUAUUCUAUAACACUUCAAUGGAGGAACAGCCCAAAGAUCGGGCACAAGAUAGACGAUAUCACCACCAUGGAGAAGAAAGAAACCCUAUUCAAUACAAAUCAUCUGUAAAAAAUGAUCAGAUCUACUUCCAGUACCAGGAAACGCAGACGAAGAAAACAGGUUGGGCCAUCCGGAAAAGUUAGCCAGCUAAUAUAAAUUACUUAACUAGCUAGAUAGCCAGUUUAUUACCGACGUCAAUGUAGCUUGCUAGCUCGCGAGACAGUCAUAGCAGGAUGGUAGCGAGCUGGUAAAGAACCAUUGAACUUAUUAGUUAGCUGGGACUAGAGUUGAGUAUGGCUAGUUAGGGAUAGUUAAACGUCGCGUGACAGCUGUCGCUGGUGGUUUGACAGAUAGGGGAUUGACCUUGUGCGGCGGUUUCACCACACAGUUCUACAUUUAUGGAACUCGCAAUUCUCCUGUGUGACUAAUUAGUAAUUUUGUAGUUAAAUUAUUUUGUCACGUGAAUACAUUGAGUUUACCCCCAAAAAGUAAUCGCUAAUUUGGUGUGAAUUCCGUGAAAUAUGUUGUUAACAAAAACAAGCCGGCUCCACUGGAAUGUUCUGAGUUGCCAUUUCCUGUCGGCCAUGUUAGAAAAUACAACCUGGAAAGCUAACGAGCUAGCUAACUAAUCCUAGUAACGAGAGAGAGAUUUGGGCAUAAAACAAGUUUCAAUGUUAUUUUGUUUACUAAUUACCACUUGGCUGCAGACAGUGCUGCAAAAGCAAGAUGACUAGUUACCUAACUUAAUUUUGAGACUUUCCAGGGAUUAAAUAACUACUGGAGCUAGUGCCAGACAUUUUACACUUACAAACAGCUGCGGCUCAGUCGGGCCUGUUGCGUCUAUCUAGCUAGCCAUGAAGCCGCGCAAACAUGUUAGCCUGGGUAGAUGACCUGAGGAGUGUUAACACAGUUAGAAUUGUCUUUCUAGUUAGCUGAUAAACAAUUCUGAACCAAAUGUAAUUGUAGCAUCACCAGUUUCUUUAGACUAGUUUACAAUUGAUGGCAUGCAUGAAAACUAAAUUGUGCAUACCUUGAACCAUUGCUUCAGUUCAGACAAGAAAAUAAAACACCUAACACAAUUUGUGUUAUUCUAUAACAUUACUUAAGAUGUUAUUUGUUCGCCCAUAUUGUGUACAGGUAUCUUAGGAGCAAGAUGGCAAAACAUUCAUUUAGUUGAACAUUUUCUUUAGAUGCUAGUGGGGCAAGUAUUGUUGAAUUAGCUAGCAAAGUCAGGCUCAGUCACACUGUCAACCACCUUCCAGUUACCAAAAGUUAUAGGACUAUAUGUAAUAGCCAUUUCUACAUACAGCACACGUUUUUCUGAAGUGAUUUAUGUAUGGUAUCUGUUAACAAGUAGGCUAGUGGACUACUAUGUUCAAGGGAAUCUGAUAUGGGCACUGGCGUGGUUGCUUGCUACCAGCUGACCUAUUCAGUCUAAAUUGUCAUGAUACAGCAUAAUCUUAUAAAGGCCUCACAAUGUUUCCUGCAAAAGGAGCUUCGAGGUUGCAUAGGUCUUGUAAACAGAUUAGGUCUGUUAGUCCCUUUUGAUAUAGAGAGUGAGGUGGUAGGGAAUUAUGGAAUUUGCUUGGACUUUAUAUAUAUGUGUGUGUGUCUGCACACAUGAUAUUGUAUCACUGGCAGUGCAACUAACUUUCUUUUUGUUUCCUUUUACAGGCAAUGGGAAAAUAAACACCAGUGACGUGGAGGGGGAGAAGAUACUGUCUGCAAAUGAUUUUUUUUGUGUCCCUCGUCCCACCAACAGCAAUGGUAACAGACAUUUGAUAAAUACUAAUGUAAAACAGAAGUCAACACGAAAGGUUUAUAGCACUCUUUCAAAAGUGGCCAGCAAAGAGUGUCUUGAUCACAAGAAGAAUAUGGACAGCAAAAAUGACAAGGACAAGGCCUUGGAUUUCACUAAUGACUAUGAGGGAAAGCUGUUGGACAAGGAGGAGUCUGCGUUGCUUCUGAAUGGAGUGGUAAACUCUGCUCAUAUUACCAAUGGUUACUCCAGCAAGUCACCCCCUGACAACGAUGGCAGUGGCUCAGAAAGUGGAUAUACUACUCCUAAGAAACGCAAGGCCAGGCGCAACAGCAUCAAGAACACAGAGCAUUUGACAAGCGAAAAGGAGAGAGCCAUGCAGCAGGGUAAUGCUACACAGGAGCCAGAUUCUUCUGGACUUGAACCAAUGGAGAAAGUGGUGAGCUCGAGACUUGUCCAUAAAGCAGAUGCCCAGACAGCAGUCAGGCAGAUGGGUGCGCCAGAAGUGUCUGUGGGCGAGUUGCAGAGGAAAAACUCAGACAGUAAAACUGCUGCAGUUGCCUUUGGUAAAAAGUUUGAGGAUAGGCCCAAAGCCAAGCUUUCCUCCUCUACAAAAGAGGACUCUUGGACUUUAUUCAAGCCCCCUCCAGUAUUUCCUGUGGACAACAGUAGUGCUAAAAUAGUGCCCAAGAUCAGUUAUGCAAGUAAAGUUAAGGAGAACCUCAACAAAGCAGCCCAAGCUGGAGGAGAGGUACAGCCUCCUCAGGUGCCUGGUAGAUUGUCACAGGUCCCCAUGUCUGCUAUGAAAACCAUCACCUCAGCUAGCUUUACUAAUGGUCUCGUUUCUGGAGAUGGAAAUGGUUGCCCCUCUGUCGGUACCUUCUUCACUCCUGCUGCUAGUAGUAUUCCACCAGCCCCCUCUCUCCCAUGCGGGGAGAACGUAGCAGCCUUUUUGGACAAUGACUGUAGCUCUUCAACUAACCUCGCUGCAGAUCUGAGAAAGUGUACUCUUUUCAUUUACCCCCUAAACCCUUUAAAUAUGCAACCUGUGCUCCCGAGUGCUCGCCAAGUGGACACCCCGGCCGCUCAGACAAAUCAGAAAGCCUUGGGGGACAUCUUCCAGAAUCAGUGGGGACUGUCCUUCAUUAAUGAGCCAAACGUGGGGCCAGAAGGAGGAAGCGGGCCGGUGGCUGCUGUGGAGGGCAAGGCUGCGGUGGUCACCUUUCAAGGGGAGCCAUGCCCUGCUGUUGCAGCUGAGCCAGGCCUUGACGCUAGCCUAUCAAUCCCAGAGCCUUUGCCUCUCACUUUGGCUCAAGACUCAGAGAAAAGGACUAGUGCCCCAGCUUGCCCCCCUGCUACAAUGAAGGGUGAGGAUGGGACAAAGGCUCAGCUGUCUGGACAGGAAGAGACGAAGUGCGAGGCGAAGAGUUCAGGUGCAGUUGUGUUGGCCUCUGAUAAAGACAUUAGUGCUGAGCCUGCACAGGCCCCCCUGGCCAACCUGGUGUUGGGCCAGUCUAAAGAGCAGGCCCACUCUAAGAGGCUGGACAGAGGUAGCUCGGGGUCGUUUGAUCUGAAAGCUGCUGUUACUUAUCACACUAAAGGUAACUCCUCUUCCUCUGCUGUGUCAUUUCUAUAAAUGCAUAAAACAUUGUAUUACCAGUGCUUGACUUGGGAUGAAAGACGUGCAGGAGGUGUCUUUUUUUCAAGUUGGUCCAUUAGACAAUGUUCACUGAAAUUCACAAAUGACAUUAUGCUAUAGAUUGACCUCUGAUUAUUCCAUUGUUAAGGGUUCAUACACAUUUUGACUGAUGGAAUUUCAUGACUUUUCCAUAACUUCGAACCACAUUUCCGUGACCAAUAAUUAGUGGUGUCUCCUACAUGAAAAAGUCUGAAUAAAUGUGGUAUUGACACUAGAAGGCUGCUGGUCUCAGUUUCCUACAUUGGAUCAAUCUCAUUUACAUUUACAUUUUAGUCAUUUAGCAGACGCUCUUAUCCAGAGCGACUUACAGUUAGUGAGUGCAUACAUUUUUCAUACUGGCCCCCCGUGGAAAUCGAACCCACAACCCUGGCGUUGCAAGCGCCAUGCUCUACCAACUGAGCUACAGGAGGCCCCAAUCUCCUGCUGUUGUGCCUUUUUUUUAUCAACGCGCUUAGAAUAACUGCACUGUUAGGCUAUUGUAUAAAACAUGUGGUCAACCCUCCAUUUGGAGAGCUACUGGGUGUGCAGCCUUUUGAUACAUCCCUGAAACACACACGAGUCUGCUUAUCAAGGUCCUGUUGAGCAGCUGAUGUUUAGGCUACAAUGUGGUGUUUUAGAGUGGGGUUUGAACAAAAGCCUGCACACCCAGUAGCUCUCCUAUAGGAUGCUUGGCCACCCUUGAUAUAGACUAUUACAACCAAAUACUUUUGUCUUUACACAAUUAUUCCAUCAUUCAAUGAAUUAGAAAUAACAUUGAUAAGUUCUGCUACUUCAAAGCAAGGUAGCGAACUAAGAUAUGUUUAUCUAACCUUAUAAGGUUCAAAUAUCUAUGCACAGCAUGGAAGCUGUUUGUCAAUUAGGCUAUUCUUAGAAUAUUUUUAACGUUGUCGGAAUUACAUGGCUAGCCUACUGUUUAAUAUAGGGGUAUCCCAGAUUUCCAAUAAUGGUGUCAGAUUUAUAUCUCACCAGUGCCGGUGGAAAGGCGUCAACGACAUUAAUGCUUAUUGAUAAAUAGUUAACUAGCGAGAUAGCUUGUAGUAUGACUAGUUAUUUUUUUAUUAGGCUAUAUAGUUAGUCUAUCAUUAUUUUAUAGGCCCACUCGCACUGGCAGACACACAAAUUAUGCACAGCACACACAGAGACACGCUGAAAGGUAGGCAUUCAGGCAUGGUGCCUUCUCAAUCUGCGCAUUCUCAAACUCGAAGUCUACUGGCACGCAUACACCAGAUUCACAGACUAGCGGCAAAUAAACUUGAACAAAGCGGAAUCGGGAUAUGAAUGCCCACUCUCCAUUGCUAUUCGAUGCAGGUCCCGCCUUCAUUCCGCUUUAAUCAACCUUUUUUUGACACUGUGUGUGAAUCCGGGCUGGCGAUAGGCAACUUUGUUUUAUGGAGGAGCCGGUACGCAGUUCCCAAAAAAUUGGAGGUGCCAGUACAGCACUACAGACAGCUCCGGCCCAAGUCAAGCACUGGUUAUUACACAUGGGUAGCUUUAACCUACUAUUUCACUUGCACCAAAUGCUUUUAAUCCUUUAGCAUCACAUAAUUGUGUGUCUAAUAAUAAAAUGUAUUAUGCACCUGGAGAUAUUAAUCAAUCUUUGUUUUUUCUCUACAGAAAUGGAAUAUGUCUUCAAUUUGCAAAAACAAGGUAAAGUAAAGGUCUCUUUUCUGUGUAGUGUGUUUUCAAAGUUGUGAAAUUGGGUUUUCUAUUUGAUGAUCAAAGGUGUACAGCUGAAGUUUGAAUAACAUACAUUAUGAAUUGCUAAGUUCCCCAGGGCCUACACACUGAAUAAUUUAUCUGUCCUUUCCUUCCCCCAGAUCCAAAAAGAGUAGUCUUCUAUGAUAAGACCAAGGAUGGACCUGAUCAGUGAGGUAGUGAAUGUCUGUCAACACUAACCUUCUCCCUACCUGGGUGCUGCAGUUCUCUUCAUUGGCGGUUAUAAUCUCUUUGGAAAACAA
Messenger RNA from Coregonus sp. 'balchen', 5498 nucleotides. NCBI's taxonomy places the organism in Eukaryota, Metazoa, Chordata, Actinopteri, Salmoniformes, Salmonidae. The record is from the annotation of a GenBank genome assembly.